UAGAGAGCCUGCAUCACUUUAACUUCAACCCGCUCUCGCCCAUCUCCACUCCCUCUGAGCAACACACAAACCCUAGAAAAAUGUCGGGCGGAUUUUUCAGGGGCACCUCCGCCGAUCAGGAUACGCGAUUCUCGAACAAGCAAGCGAAGCUUCUCAAGUCUCAGAAAUUCCCUCAUGAACUGGAAAAUCUGGUGGACAUGACCAAAGUGAAGAUUGAUGUUAUAAAGCCCUGGAUUGCAAAACGUGUGACUGAGCUAAUUGGGUUUGAAGAUGAAGUGCUUAUCAAUUUCAUUUAUGGUCUUUUGGAGGGAGAGGCAGUUAAUGGGAAGCAGAUUCAGAUUUCACUGACUGGAUUUAUGGAGAGAAAUACUGCAAAGUUUAUGAAGGAGCUCUGGUUAUUGCUUCUCAGUGCGCAGCAAAAUGUAAGCGGUGUCCCUCAACAAUUUCUGGAUGCAAAAGAAGAGGAAGCUAAAAUAAAGAAGGCAGAGACAGAUCGGAUAGCCAAUGAAAUUCAAAGAAAGAAAGAGAAAGAGAAGCAAGAAUUUUAUGAGGAUAAAGCAAAGAUGGACGGUGAUGGAGCAAAAUCAAGAGACAAUCAUAGUGAGUUGGAGCCUAAUGUGAAGCAUUAUCCCAGGGGUUCUACUGUUCAACAGCCAAAUGAGAAAGAGCGUCACAAUAGAAAUGGCCGGAGAAGAAGCAGCAGGGGUUCACGUUCUCCGGAUUCACCUAACCACUCGCUAUCUUCCAGUGAGCAGCGGAGGUCAAGAAGCAUUUCUGGGGGACCACCAUCAAGAAGUCGGUCCAUUUCCUCCGAAAGACGUGAUCGCUCUCCACCUAGACGGUCUAUUACACCUCGCCGGCGUCAUGUUGUUCGGCGAUCUCGCUCUCCAAGGCGUAGGCCAUAUUUGAAUCGAAGAUCGAGGUCUAACUCACGGCGCAGAUCUCCUUCCCCUGUGCGAUAUCGAGUUCGUUCUCCAAGGCGACAUAGAUCGCGUUCUCCCUUGCGCCGUAGGUCACGGUCCCCUGUACGGCGUAGGUCACGGUCCCCUGUACGGCGUAGGUCACGGUCCCCUGUACAGCGUAGGUCACGGUCCCCUGUAAGGCGUAGGUCACGAUCCCCUGUGCAACGUAAGUCAAGGACGCCCAUACGGAGAUCACCAGUUCAGUACAAGUCAAGAACGUCUUCACGACGCAGAUCCCUUUCUCCUGUGCAUAGCAUGUCACCUUCCCCUAUCAGAGGAAGAUCCCCUGUGCAUCGCCGGUCACCAUCUCCUGUGCGCCGCCGUUCACGAUCUCCAUUGCGGCGGCACUCACCAUCUCCACGUCAUCAGUCUCCUCCUGCAAGAAGGCAGUACCGCCGCUCUCUGUCAACUUCAUCACAUCAAUCUAUGUCUCCUGUUCGACAAAGGCCCUCGAUACAUGGUAGAAAAAGAUCAUGUUCUCCAGGGAUUCAAAGAUCUCCUGCCCCUCAAGAAUCAAGUUCCCCCUCAAAUAUUCGUCGAAGUUCCCUUUCACCAGUUAGGAGAGGAUCAACAAAGCAUGCAAGAUCACCUAUCCAUUCUCCUGGAGAAAAAGCUAGAAGGCAAAAGAAUUAUUCCCCUGCUCGUCGUGCUUCUCCCAGUGAAAGAGCUGAAGUUCAGUCAGGGAAUCGUAAAGGAACAAAAUCUGCAGAACGGCGGUCUGUUGUAUCUCUGAGGUCACCACAGAGGGAUAUGCUGGAUCAAAGAGAUUUGAGUGGAAAACCUCGAAACUCGUCACCGUCCAUGGAAAAGUCCCCAUCCGGAUCAGAUGCUUCCAGGGGCAGAAGUGGCAGUGAAGAAAGAAGGUCUAUUAGUCCUCGUGGUAGCCCUCGCCAAAGGAGGGGAAGAAUGAUACCGCCUGAGAGUCCAAAUCCUUCGCGAAAAACCUCUGAUCCUAAAAUUCGUCGUGAUGAUUCUAGGACAAGUUUGGAUGAUGAAAACAAUAUGCCUAGCAGGGAGAUUGGACAGUACAAAAAUAGGUCUUCAGGGAAAAGUUCUUUGAUGCCCGUGGAAGCUGGUGAUACUCAUGGUCUAGCUGAUAGCACACAGUCAAAAGAGCGGCAACUGACGAACAGUGACAGGCCACGUGACACUGCUGAUCAUAAAGAACACCGCGAACGGAGAGAGUUGUCGACACUUACAAAAAUGACUGAUAUGAGUAUGAAAAGUAGGGAAUAUCAGGGCUAUCCUCAAUCCAAGGAUAUGAAAAUUCCUCGCAUAGAAGAUGGUGAGAGUGGUUUUCGGGUCCCAGAAAAGGAAGAUACACCUAAAUUGUUGAGGAAGUCUGAGAAGAAUGAUCGUAAUGGUUCAUCGGAUUCUGCCCUAAAUGAGGAGACUGGUGAUCAUGUGAGUAAAGUCAAAGAAAAGAGGAAGCAGAGGAAAUCGGGUAGACAAGAUGCUGAAUCAGAUGAGUUCUCUAGCUAUGAUUCCCAUGAAGACAAGAAGGAGAUCAAAAAGAGGAAAAGAGAAGAAAAAAAAUUGAAAAAGGAGAUGCGCCGGCGACGGCGGGAGGAGGAGAAACGCCGUCGAAGGGGUGAGAGGCGCUCAGAGAAGCAAAAGCUGAAGCAAGGUGAUGCUAGUAGUUCAUCAUCAGAUCUUGCAGGUGAUAAUUCUGAAGAUGAAAGUGUUAAAAGGCAGAAGUUGCGAGCAAGCAACCCUAAAGACACGGAAUCUGAGCAGAAAAGGCUAGAGAUAGAGCUGCGUGAGAAGGCUCUUAAGUCACUUCGAGCCAGAAAGGGCUCCGGAAACUAAAUGCUAUGAUGCUCUAGAAUUUAUAGCUGUUAUUGUUAUGCUCUUAUAUUACUAUCUUCAAUGCUAGAACUUGCACUGUUUCGGAUGAAUGUACUUCUGAUACCUGCUUAAUGUGAUUUGUUUUUACUGGUGGCAGCUGAAAUGGAUAAUUGAGGAUUUCCUGAGCUAGUAUCUUGAGUGAAACUUAAUGCUGCUUUCCUGCUAUCAUUUCUGAUAUGUUAUUAUCAAAUAUAGAUGACUUGGUUGCGCAGAUCUUUGCAGCUAUUCAGUUUGGACAUUGAACAGCUUGAGAAUUGUCCCCAAGCAAUUAUGCAAGAGAAGUAAUAUAACAGCUACAAUGGUGAUUGUUGGAUUUCAAUUUAUUUGUCUGGUCUUUGACUUGGCUUGAGUCAACCUUUCUUGGUUUAUGUUCUUGCUGCUCUUGUAUUUGACAUGAUGGCUUUUUUCUUUUUUUUAGAUUCCUUGAAGAAGCUGUAUUGGACCUUAAAUAGGUUUUGUGCAGUUGUGCCUCUAUGUGAAUGACAUUUCUACUUACACUUACUCA
Molecule: messenger RNA, 3315 nt
Organism: Salvia hispanica
Lineage: Eukaryota; Viridiplantae; Streptophyta; Magnoliopsida; Lamiales; Lamiaceae
Product: splicing factor PWI domain-containing protein
Biological process (GO): regulation of mRNA splicing, via spliceosome
Cellular component (GO): spliceosomal complex
Molecular function (GO): RNA binding
Source: RefSeq, a predicted model, not a curated record